AUGAUAGGUGCUUCAACAAGCUCACAGGGAUUUAAUCGGGAGGGCAGGUAUGUGUCCGAUGAGUCUAGUGAUACAAAUGCUAUGAUAUAUGGGGGUCAGGACGCCAAACCCGGUGAUAACCCGCACAUGUGUUCCCUACGAGAAAAUGGUCGACACGCGUGCGGCGCCUCUAUUAUCGGCGAUCAAUGGGUGGUAACCGCCGCCCACUGUGUACUCAAAUACGGCACACAUAUUGUCGACCAGAUAAUUUAUAAUAAAUACGACUGGAAAGGACCCAAUGAUAUUGCGUUGAUAAAAAUUAACGGCAAAUUUGAGCUUGGUACUAAAUAUAUCAACAAAAUAGCAAUCGCUGGUCAAGACACUGAUGUAGCACCGGGAUCUAUUGUUAAGACAAUAGGUUGGGGUCUAAGCAGUCCCACAACAUUCCCCGAAAUAUUACAGACACUGGAUGUGCCGGUUGUUAAGCGAGAUGAUUGUCAAUCCGUAUAUAAAAUUAAUCCUGAUAAUUUUACCGUCGAUGAGACCAGUAUAUGCGCCGGUGGUGGGGGACGGGAGCCCUGCUCUAUGGAUUCCGGGUCACCCCUAACAUUCAACAAUACACUAGUAGGCCUAACCUCAUGGGGUAAACCUUGUGGUCAUCCAGGCUUUCCCACUGUGUUUACACGUGUGGCUAAAUUCAGGGAUUGGAUUCGUGAACACACAAGCAUUUAGUGGAAAAUUGGUAAAUGGUCAAUUUUACAUAAUAAAAUUAUUUUUAUAAAUUAAAACCUAUUAACUAUAAAAUAAAUGUUAACAUUUAUAUGGC
Molecule: messenger RNA, 805 nt
Organism: Oppiella nova
Lineage: Eukaryota; Metazoa; Arthropoda; Arachnida; Sarcoptiformes; Oppiidae
Source: the annotation of a GenBank genome assembly